AUGGGUUCAAUCGCAAUCACUGAUCCUUUGUUCGAGUCCGUCCGUCUGGGCGCCCUGACUCUCAAGCACCGCGUUAUUUUGGCACCAUUGACGCGCAUGAGAGCGGGCAAGGAGUCUGAGGGUGUGUAUGUUCCCAGUGAGCUCAAUGUCGAGUACUAUUCGCAGCGAGCUUCGGAGGGGGGGUUGAUGUUGACCGAGGCUACUCCAAUUAGUAGACAUGCCGCUGGAUACCCAGGAGUCCCUGGAAUCUUUACGUCUUCCCAGAUUGCUGGCUGGAAGAAGGUUACCGAUGCCGUGCACACUAAAGGGGGUUAUAUAUACUGUCAAUUGUGGCAUGUUGGCCGUGCCACGGUUUCUUCCCUGAUUGAAGGAAAGGAGGUUCUUGGAGCCAGUGAGAUUCCGCUCGCCGGAAAUGCACUUGAUGGAUCUGAAUACGCAGCGUCGCCACCCCGUGCUAUGACUGUUGAGGAAAUCCAAGAUACAGUGAAAGAGUUUGCGGCAGCAGCAAAGCGAGCCCGCGAUGCAGGAUUUGAUGGAGUAGAGGUUCACGGUGCCAAUGGCUAUCUCCUUGACCAAUUCCUCCACGACAACGUCAAUACCCGCACCGACGAAUACGGCGGCAGCAUUGAAAAGCGUUCUCGCAUCAUCCUCGAAGUCCUGAAAGCCGUCAGCGCCGAGAUCGGAGCCAACCGCGUCGGCAUCCGCCUGUCACCAUACAAUUAUUUCCAGGAUACACGGGAUUCAAACCCCAACGAAAAUUGGCUUUCGCUGUGUUCGCAGAUCGCUGGACUGUCCGAGGAAUCACGCCCUGCUUACGUGCACAUGGUCGAGCCCCGUUUCGACGAAGUUAUGGAUGAAGCAGCCAAGAUUGAGUCCCUGCCUUCGGAUAAACCGUCACUGGAUGUUUUCCGGCCGAUUUUGAAGAAAUCAGGAAUCUCUCUGCUGGCUGCUGGAAGCUUUAACGCUGAGAAUGCGGGCCCUAAGCUUGCAACUGGUGGAGCGGAUGCGGUUGUAUUUGGUCGUUAUUUCAUCUCGAACCCUGAUCUGCCCCGUCGGUUGAAGGAGGGUUUGCCUCUGACUCCUUACGAUCGCACGACAUUUUAUGGUGCCGAUCCUGUUGAGAAGGGAUAUACGGAUUACACUUUCUAUGGUAAAUAG
Molecule: messenger RNA, 1158 nt
Organism: Penicillium digitatum Pd1
Lineage: Eukaryota; Fungi; Ascomycota; Eurotiomycetes; Eurotiales; Aspergillaceae
Product: alkene reductase
Molecular function (GO): FMN binding; oxidoreductase activity
Source: RefSeq, a predicted model, not a curated record